AUAAAACUACUUAUAUAAUAUAGAUACAGUAAUUCUGUCCAGGUACGAAGACAGGAGAGCUUGCACAUUCGCCAUGAAUCCUGACAUCUGUAGAGAACGGGAAAAUGCAACGUUCAACGCGGAGAGUCUCACGUAUAUACUGGACGGAGGUCCUGAGAAGACCCGUAGGAGAAGAGAAAUAGAGUCUCUGGUGGUCAAUGACCCUGACUUCCAACACGAGGACCUCAACUUUUUGUCCCGGAGUGAAAGGUAUGAGGCUGCAGUGAAGAAGAGCGCCCAGAUGAUUCUGAAGCUGCGUGAAUAUGGCAUCUCUGACCCAGAGGAGAUCUACUUCUACAAGAGCACCAUGAACAGAAAUCAGCAUGAGGCCAUGGGCCUUCACUUCGUCAUGUUCUUGCCCACCCUGUACAGCCAAUGUGAUGCAGAGCAGCGCAAGAAGUGGCUCCCGCUAGCCGAGUCCUUCAAGGCAAUCGGCACCUACGCCCAGACUGAGAUGGGGCACGGGACGCACAUCCGUGCUCUUGAAACCACCUCUACCUAUGAUCCCUCAACUCAGGAGUUUGUAUUAAACAGUCCCACUGUCACCUCCAUCAAAUGGUGGCCAGGAGGACUGGGUAAAACAGCCAAUCAUGCAAUUGUGCUGGCACAGCUGUAUACACAGGGGAAGUGUCACGGCCUCCAUGCUUUCAUCGUCCAGACCCGUUGCAUGAAAACACACAUGCCGCUGCCAGGUGUGGUGGUUGGUGACAUUGGACCUAAAUUUGGGUUCGAUGAAGUUGAUAAUGGUUUUCUGAAACUAGAAAACGUCCGGAUUCCCCGGACGAACAUGCUAAUGAAGUACGCUCAGGUGCAGCCAGAUGGGACGUACGUUAAGCCUCCCAGUGAUAAACUGACGUACGGCACUAUGGUCUUCAUCCGUUCCAUGAUCGUGGGCGAGUCGUCCCGAGCCCUGUCCAAGGCCUGUACCAUCGCCAUCCGCUACAGCGCCGUCCGGCACCAGUCUGAGAUACGGCCCGGAGAGCCGGAGCCACAGAUCUUAGACUAUCAGACUCAGCAGUAUAAGCUGUUUCCCCUGUUGGCUACAGCCUAUGCCUUCCGCUUCGUGGGCCAGUACAUGAGCCAAACCUACCACCGCAUUACCGGUGACAUUAACCAAGGAGACUUCAGCGAGCUUCCUGAGCUCCAUGCCCUGUCCGCCGGGCUGAAGGCUUUCACCACCUGGGUGGCCAGCGCGGGUAUCGAGGUGUGUCGCAUGGCGUGUGGCGGACACGGAUACUCACGCUGCAGCAGCCUCCCCGACAUCUACGUCACCUUCACCCCGACCUGCACCUACGAAGGCGAGAACACGGUCAUGAUGCUGCAGACCGCCAGGUAUCUAGUGAAGAGCUACAGACAGGCGAGUGAGGGACAGCGGCUGAGUGGAAUAGUCUCUUACCUGAAUGAGUCUCAGAGCCGCGUUCAACCCCAGCCUGUGUCUGCCCGCCCCACCGUCACCAACAUCAACGACCUGGCCAGCCUGGUGGAGGCCUACAAACUCCGCGCAGCCAAACUGGUGGAGUUGGCGGCUAAGAGCCUGCAGGGGGAGAUGCAGCGCAGUAAGAGCCCAGAGGACGCAUGGAACAACACAUCAAUCGACCUUGUCCGCGCCUCCGACGCCCACUGUCACUAUGUGGUGGUGAAACUCUUUACUGCUAAAUUGAGUGAGGUGAAAGACACAGCCAUCCACUCUGUUCUCAGCACGCUGGCCUUGCUAUACGCCCUGCAUGGAGUCUCAAUUCAUUCCGGAGACUUCCUCCAGGCUGGUCUCCUGACUGUUCCCCAGCUGUCUCAGAUCUCCCAGCGACUCAAGGGUCUCCUCUCUGAGCUGCGGCCGAACGCCGUGGCCCUGGUGGACGCCUUUGACUACAGGGACGAGAUGCUCAACUCCUCGCUGGGCCGCUACGAUGGCAACGUCUACGAGCACAUGUUUGAGUGGGCCCGCAAGUCCCCCCUGAACCGAACAGAGGUUCACGAAUCAUACCACAAGUACUUGAAACCGCUGCAGUCCAAGCUGUGAAUGAUGAAUCCGUUGAGAACAAAUUCAGGAGAACUAACAACGUUAAUUUGCCGCGGGACAUCAAUCGUUAGACUUACAAUACCUACAAUCAGAGGGGCCGUUUAGUCACAUGAUCAAUAAUAAUCCUUCUGCAAGUCUGAUGUAAACACGACUUGGGUAGUGUUAUAUGCUAAUUUGUGGCGGCCUGUUAAGUUGCACAGGCUACAUCUUUCUUCUCCUCCUACGCAGACAUGCUGCUUUUUGAGAGUAAAUAAUCAGAAAUUAGAUCACUUUGAUCUCUGCCUUGUUUCUAUACUACUUUUCUACAAAGAAGAGGGUAACUAGUAAAGAGCAAUAGCGAAUUCAUGUUUUACAGACUGUUAAGGCUCUUCUUUUACUCUGGGCAGUGUGAAUGAUAUAUCAUAACUGAUAAAUGCUAUGCAGGUAUUGAAUCUACCACAAGUACUGUGAGAAAGUUAUCUCGUGAGUCAGAUGAAUCUGAAAUCAACCCAGUCAGUUUUCAUAUUUACACAGCUUGUUCAUGAGAAAGUCAUGUGAGAACAAUUCCAAAAUGGAAUAACAGUGGAAUCUCCUGAUGUUAUUACUGAUAUUAAGGUUAUAGGGAAGGCAAUUUGUGAACAGAUAUGAGCGUACUCUAACUUUCAGUGAUUUUCAUGCCCGAGUCAAAACUGAGGCAACUCAACCAUUUUUGCACAAAUCAUACAUUUAGUCUGUGUAAGAGGGCUACAGUUUGAGUAGUGCGGGAAAAUGAGAGUAAUAUUUUAGGGCCCUUAUGUGAGGGGAUCAGACUUUUCUGUAAGUAUGAAUCAUGACUGAUUGUAUUCAAACAAACUGUAAACCUUAACUUCAAUUAUACUGUCUGCAAAAUCAUGCCUUUCUGGAAAUUUAUAAUGGACAAUAUUCACUUAUGGUCCAAUAGUAUUUGUUUGCUGCUUUUUGUUCGUUUGUUUUGUUUUUCUCCAAAAGUUUAACACAAUAAUAACAAUGUUUUUUGUUGUGUCAUGCAUAUUGACUUGACAUGUCUAUGAUUUUUGAAACUGUCUGAUUUCAUUAACCUUUAGUGAAUGAGAGGGGAUUUAGAAUACACAGAGAUUAAGAGGUGAAAUCAACAUUGUUUUGUCAGUACUGAACUGCCUUAAUGAUUGGACUAUACGUUGUUCUAUUCAUGCCUUCCUUGCGCGUCUGGCAGUCUUUAAUUUUUCACUCUCGACCCAUGCAAUUGUAAAAUUUAGCCACUAGAGGUCAGGAUUUGAUUAAAAAAUGUUAGUACCUCACUAAACAAUAAAGAUUGCUCGUUUGUC
This is a messenger RNA of Chanos chanos (milkfish), 3357 nucleotides long. It is a transcript of the gene acox1, whose product is annotated as acyl-CoA oxidase 1, palmitoyl. Gene Ontology annotation, cellular component: peroxisome. Bases 74 to 2056 code for a protein of 660 amino acids. The record is from RefSeq and is a predicted model, not a curated record. Lineage: Eukaryota; Metazoa; Chordata; Actinopteri; Gonorynchiformes; Chanidae. The transcript is spliced from 14 exons. Gene Ontology annotation, biological process: fatty acid beta-oxidation using acyl-CoA oxidase; lipid homeostasis; very long-chain fatty acid metabolic process. Gene Ontology annotation, molecular function: FAD binding; fatty acid binding.